Molecule: messenger RNA, 9567 nt
Organism: Anopheles coustani
Lineage: Eukaryota; Metazoa; Arthropoda; Insecta; Diptera; Culicidae
Gene: Helz
Exons: 5
Coding region: 772-8811 (2679 amino acids)
Biological process (GO): regulatory ncRNA-mediated post-transcriptional gene silencing
Cellular component (GO): P granule; cytosol
Molecular function (GO): metal ion binding; helicase activity; protein binding
Source: RefSeq, a predicted model, not a curated record
GGAAGAAAAAGACAAAGAAAAGGAAAAAAUGUCUCUGGUAACUUGCUUGCAGGAGCGUACGGGCUGACAAAAUGUAAUUAUUUACCGAGUUGGAGGAAGGUUUUCGUGAUUCCGUUGGUAGCGUGGAGAUCGUCGUCCGCGGGGAAGGCGAGGCAUAAAAGCAGUGUAUAUUGAUCGUAGCAUUGAACUGGACCGUCGGGAAAACGAUAACGGAUUAGAAAACGUUAUUCGAUUGUAGAAAUCGAAUAGCAAAAACGUACAUUAAGUGUAGCAACUAAUGCUAGCCGUACUACUUGUAGGUGUGUUUCGUGUGUUUUAGUGUACGAUUGCGGGAGUGCAUUUCGUCCGUGUGAAGCUGUGCGUUUGGAACCAUCACAAAACAAACGCGACCGUAUCCGGUGAUCAUACCGGGAGAUAACCGUAUCAACAGCGUCGGAAGUUGUGGGACAGGCGAGGUGGAUUUGAACGCCUUCCAUUGAUCCUUCUAGUUGGAAUCCUUUAGCUUCACCUCCGCGCUAGUCUACCGUCCCCUCAGCACUCCACCUUCCCUCGGUUGGAUCCGGGACGGGAACGGUACGGAGCGGAACGAAUGAGUGUCCAGUGGCGUUCCGUUGCCGCCGUAAAACUGUUGCCAGCUUCCUGUUCCACACGUCGCAGACGCCGCCGUCGUUGUAACAGCGAAAGUAAAUCCGCGUCUUACUCACACACCGGUCGUGAGAAGGGCCACUCGAUCGCUGCAUUGUGCGCAGCGGUAACGAUCGAGUAAAAGCAAUGACCGAGUCGCAAGCCAACGAGUACCUCCGGAACCGACUGUGGCAAAAGGCAAAAGACAUCUACGAUACGAUUGUAGAAGCAUCCGUUAAUGACCCAACAUCUGCAUCGGGACGGCGACACUCAAAGGAGCAAGUGAUCGCGUGUUUGUACGGUCGCACCGAGUGCUGUCUGGAGCUGCAGCAGUACGAUCAAGUGACGCAAGAUUGCCAUCGGUUGCUUAAGUUGUUACGUCUCGGGGAGAGCGGAAAGGACACCAGCGGCAACAACAACACCAACAACAACGGAUGCGUUGCACCAUCGUCAUCGUCUUCUUCCGCCGAAUCUCGUAGCCCUACACCGUCCUCUUCGACGUCGACGAUUUCAUCCUGCUCGGCGCAAUCAAAGCCAACAGGAACAGGAACCUCCGGCAGCAAGGGUUUGCCUGGAAAAGCCACCAAUACGACAACAUCGGUUAACGGAAAUGCAGACAGCAGUGUUGCGUCACCGGUGGGGAACAACGGUGUCGGAAAUGCCAGUACUGAGUCGAAGGUACGCAAGCGUCUCAUACACUCCCUGUUCAAGCAGCGAAAGUUUGCCGAAGCGGAAGUAAUCCUGCAGGAAUGGAUCGCCAGUCAUAGCGCCAACCAAGACAUCGGGCGCCAUCUGGACCGCCUGAGGGUGCUGCUGCAGAUGGCCACGUCGUCCUCGUCAUCGUCGGGUGGUUCAUCGCCGGGUGCGGAAGGUGGGGGAGCCGGAUCCGAACGGGGUGCCGAGGGAGCCAACCAUAGUUCGGUGGUGGAUGCCGUGGCCAGUGAAGUCACGCCGAGUCCAACUUCGUCGACCGUUUCCUCACUUUCCUCGCUGAACGACGAGUACGAGCAGAUCGAGACCAAGCUGGAAAAUCUUAUCCUCAACAAUCUGCCUCCGGACCGUUACACGAAGCAACUCUGUCAGAUAGAGGGCCAGCUGAAGAUUGGCAACGGGGAGCAGGCCGUUUCUGGCACCCCGCCGAUGGAGGGCGGAGGGACUGAACGGUCGGGCGGUGGCAGUCAGGGGCAGAAAAAACCACCGGGAGCAGCGUCUACACCGACCAGUUCGUCUACCGGCGAUGACAAACGAAAGGACAGCGUUGAGCGGAAAGAACCCACGACGAUGGCGGCUGGAGGCAAACUGUCGAAAGCGUCAUCCACUAACAGCAGUAGCAACAGUGAUAGCAAAACUAGUGAUAGUAACUGUAAUUUAUUCAAUGAAGCGAACAGUGAUAGUGACAAAAAAGCUUCCGCCAGCGAUCGUGGAUCGGGCGGAACUGGUGGAUCUCGCGUAGUGGACGCCGGCGGUAAAAGUGGCGGUGGAAGCAAGAUGACCAACGUCUCGGAGAAAACAACAAACAGCAAGGAGACGCAGAAGGCUGCAGCGGCUGGUGGACAGGAGAAAUCGGUUUCGGGUACCGCCGGAGCCACGACCGGUACGACCAGCAAAUCGAUGUCGGUUGACAAACUGAACAGUAUUACCUGUGUCUACUGUACGAUGGCGUUCGCAGAUCGAUCCGAGCUGCGGGCGCACUGUCAAACUGAAAGCCACCAGAACAUCAUCAUGUCGGAUGAGGGUCGUGACUGGAAGUGGCGCCCACCGCCGCGUGGUUUCGUUGCGGAGCUGUACAGCUUGUGCGAGAAGUAUCAGGAUAAUCAAAACUGCAGCUACGGCAACCAGUGUGUGGAAGCGCACGGCGUCGACGAGCUGAACGAGUGGAAGGAACGGUUCGAGUACCGCAAGAAGAAGCUCCAGCGAGCCCGCGACAAGGAGCUGUACGGUAAGAGCUACACCGAGCAGCUGCUGGAGCGUUGGGUGCAGGCACCCAGCCCCGACAAGGUGAUGCGCGAGAAGGUGGAGGGCGUAGAGGACAGCUGCUCGCACGAUCUUGUCACCACCAUCUCGUCGAAAGUGAGCAAGCGCGAGUGGUCGUUCGUGUUGAAAUCGAAGCGCUACCUGAAGGCGGUUGCGCUGCUCCAGGACGCGCACCGGAACCACUUCGUGAUCAAGCAAAUCUGCCCGGGUGAACCGAGGGGCGCACCCGGUGGCCCGAAAAAGGGUUCUGCGGGGAGCAAAAGCGGACCCGAACGCGCAUCGGAGGUGGAACUGAACUCGGAGCAGGAGUGGGUCGCUCCGUCCGCCGCCGCCGACAAGGGCGACGGGGGGACCAGUGCCCUGCUGCUGGAGCAUCGUGUGAAGGUGGGCUUCAGUACCGAAAUCUACGGCACGUUUCGGCAGACGGUGGUGUUUGACUUUGGCCGCGAGCCGGUGCUGGUGAAGCACAUCUGUGUGGACGUGGUGCCGGUUACGGAGGUCGACAAGAUACAGGAGAUCAAGAAGGAUAUCGUCAUGUCGACUGCAGAACGCUGGGAUGAGACGAAUUCGGAUAUCUUCGAGUUCACCACUGCACCGAUACCGCACAUGCAAACGCCGGCGUACACGGCUGACGCUGAGCGGGAAAAGGACCUGCUGACGCACUAUCCGCUUCCGAAGGCGUCCACGUUCGUGCUGACGCAGUCGACGAUCACGGAGAAAAAGCUGACACGAAACAACUACCGCAACCGCAUCCACGAGCUGCUGUACGUGGAGGAGAUCGCCCGGUACGAGCAGAUAGCGCGCUACAACCUGACCACGCGCCUCUCGAUCGUCACCAACUAUCUGCUCACGCCGAGCGGCAUGGCCACCAGCACGGCCAAGUACUCGCAUUCGGGCGAACUGUUUGCGCUGAUGAAGCUUGGCAAGGACGUUUCGGAGGACACCUCGGCCGGGCGGCUCAUCCUGAACAACUGCCAGGCGGUGUACAUUGCGGCGGCCAAGGAGACGCCACCGGCGGGCGAAAAGCGCAAGGUGUACGAAGCGGUAAUCGAGGACAAGGGCAAAAAUAUGAUCUACAUGAAGGUGUCGGCGAAGGCGGUAGCCGGACUGGGCCUGAAGCCGGAGACAGAGUUCCUCGCCGACAUUCAGUUCCAACCGAACCGGCUGACGUACUGCGAGUGGCAUCAGGCGAUCGACAAGAUAGCCGACUUUCGCAUCAUCUUUCCGGAGAUCUUUCUCGAGCCGAGCAUACCGUGGACUCCCCAGCGCCAGUGGGAUUCGUCGCUCGAUCCGAAGCUGAACUCGAAGCAGAAGGAGGCGGUGAUGGCCAUAACGACGCCAAUCAACGUGGCACUGCCGCCAAUUCUGCUGAUCGGACCGUUCGGCACCGGGAAAACGUACACGCUGGCGCAAGCGAUCAAGCAGCUGCUGCUGCAGGAUACGACCAAGAUACUAAUCUGCACCCACUCGAACUCGGCGGCCGAUCUGUACAUCAAGGACUAUCUGCACCCGUGGGUCGAGGAGGGUAUGACCGAGGCGAAACCAUUGCGUGUCUACUACCACAAGCGUUGGGUGGCUACGGUGAACAGUAUCGUGCAGAAGUAUUGCUUGGUCGAUUUGAACAUCAACAUGCGCAACUUCCGGCGACCUACAGUGAAAGAUAUCAUGAAGCACCGCAUCGUGGUGGUAACGCUCAACAUCUCGAUGGAGCUGGCUUCGCUGGACCUACCGAAGGGCCACUUCACGCACAUCUUCCUCGACGAGGCAGCCCAGGCGAUGGAGUGCGAAGCGAUCAUGCCGCUGGCGUUGGCGGGCGAGAAGACGCGCAUCGUGCUGGCCGGCGAUCACAUGCAGAUGUCACCCGAGCUGUUUUCGAACUUUGCCAAGGAGCGCAAGCUGCACGUGUCGCUCCUGGAGCGCCUGUACGAUCACUAUCCGAAUGACUUCCCGUGCAAGAUACUGCUGUGCGAAAACUAUCGCGCCCAUGAGGCCAUCAUCAAGUUCACGUCCGAGCUGUUCUACGAGCAGAAGCUGAUCGCGUCCGGCAAGCAGCCACGCCACGAGAAGUUCUACCCGCUGACGUUCUUUACGACGCGCGGCGAGGACGUGCAGGACAAGAACUCGACCGCGUUCUACAAUAACUCCGAGGUGUACGAGGUGGUCGAGCGGGUGUGCGAGCUGCGCAAGAAGUGGCCCAGCGCGUGGGGUAAGAUCAACGACCAGAGCAUCGGCAUCAUGACCCCGUACGCCGAUCAGGUGUUCCGCAUACGCUCGGAGCUGCGCAAGCGGCGCAUGGGCGGCAUCAGUGUGGAGCGAGUGGCGAACGUGCAGGGCAAGCAGUUCCGGGCGAUCUUCCUGUCGACCGUGCGCACCAGGCGCACGUGCAAUGCGAACGCAAACGAGGGCUCCAGUUCGGCCGAGGAGGUGGACUACGGGUUUCUCUCGAACUCGAAGCUGCUCAACACGGCGAUCACGCGCGCCCAAAGCCUGGUGGCGGUCGUCGGUGAUCCGGUUGCCCUCUGCUCGAUCGGCCGUUGCCGGAAGGUGUGGGAGCGAUUCAUCGAAAUUUGCUACCAAAACAAAAGCCUCUUCGGUAUCACGUGGUCCCUGUUGCGCUCGCAGCUGGACGGGGUGGAGUUGAAGAAAACGUACGUCCUGAAUCCGCUCGCCCCGGAGUUUAUCCCGCGUGCGCUACAAGGAGAAGCGUACCUUCGGGAUCAGGCGGCCAGUUUGGGUGGUGGAGGGCCCGGCUUGUCGUCGGCCGGUGCGUCGAUGAUCGGAGGACAGUUUCAUCAUCAUUCGGCGCUGGUUGGACAUCAUGGAGCGGUGGGUGGACUGGGUGGAACUCUCAACCCAGGUGGCCACGGAUCUCAUCAACAUCAAGUGGGUGGUCAGCAGUCGCAGCAACAGCAGCAACCACAACAUCAGCAACAACAGCAACAGCAGCAGCAACAACAACAGCAAGUACCCCCGCAUCCUCUGCAACAACAUCUACAGCUGCAACAACAGCAGGCAGGCGGGACAUUUCAUCACAAUCCCGUCGGAGGACCCACCUAUCCACUGGGAGGUGGUGCAGGCGCAGUAGCUGGUGCCGGUGGACUGGGUGGUGUACCGAAUCCGGCCGCCGCCGCCGCAGCUGCCGCACUUAUGCGUAAUCCGCUAGCGAUCGCUCCAUUCAUGGGACCGGCUUCUUCAACCGGCGGCCAUCUUGGUGCGGGCGGUCAAGGACCGGUUGCACAACCAUCGAUGCUCCAGCAACAUAUGCAAUCGCAGCAACAACAGCAGCAACAGCAGCAACAACAACAACAGUCGCAACAGUUUCCUUAUCAAAACCCUCUUUACUUUUAUCAACAACAGCAACAGCAGCAGCAGCAACAACAACAAUCGUCUCAGCAGCCUCAACAGCUCCGCGGCCCAACCAUGGUUCCUCCGCAUCCUUCCGCGGCCCUUGGUGGUGGUCCUCCGCUUCCACCGAACCUUGCCCCACCGAAUCAGAAUCCGCCGAACCUGUGGGGUGCAGCAUCGGCGGCCGGAGGUGGCAACUUUCCGAUGGUCGCCUCACCGGGUGGGCGUAACACACCGCCCGGUUGGCGUUUGGCACAAAAGAAUGCUCCCCCAUCGAUACGGCCCCAGCUCGCGGCGGCGGCGGCGGCUGCACAGGGUGGUGGCCAAUCGGUUUCGCACCCGCUCGGUAUGGGACUGGGACGCCCGGGACCACCACCGCCGAUGAUAGCGCCACCGAUGCGUAGUCCAACGAUAGCGGGCCAAGCACCACCACCGCCACCACUGGGCGGAGGACUACCUCCGUUGUCCUACUUUCAGCAGCAACAGCAACAACCCAACAAGGCCACUCUCAUGCAAACCCAGGCCCAGCAGCAGCAGCAACAACAAGGUGGUGGCUUUGGGCUGUACCAUCAGGCGAUACCGCAUAUGGGUGGACUUCAGCAGCAGGGGUCGGGAGCGGGGCAACAAAACCACCACAUACGCCCCAUGUUGAACAGUGGCCCGAUCAGCCCGAGUGGAUUCCAGCAGCAGCAGCAGCAACAGGUGGCACCUUCGAACGCGCAGCAGGGCCACUUCGUCGGUGGUGGCCAAUCGACCGACCUUUACAUGUCCAGCAUCCAAAGCGAGCUGAUGGCCAUGUCGAACCGGAUGCCGCAGCUAUCGAUCGCGGGCGGUGGACAGAAACUUGGCGGCGGCCCAUCGGGCGCUGGGGGCGCAGCCCUACACGCGCGUGCCACCGGUGCCGAUCAGUACGCGCUGGACAAGUCGGGCGACUAUCAGUUUCUCCAGAACGUUCACUUUCCCGAGCUGCGCAAUCCCAUAGCGUCGCACCAGCAGCAACAGCAGCAGGUCGCUGGCGGGCUUCUACCGGCCCAGCUGACCUCCGGUGGACACUUGCCACCGGUGUCAUCUUCGGCACAUUUGUUGCAGCACCAGCAGCAGCAGCAGCAGAUGUCCGCCGUUCUCGGUCCGGGCGGUUCCGCUGUACCGGGCCUUCAGCAGCAUUUCGGUGGCGGUGGCGGCGGCGGCGGCAUUGGAGGUCCCGCGAAUGGUGGCCUCACCGACUUCAACCAUCUGCUCCCGCAGAACAUGAGCUACUUCGAUAUGGCGAUGCAGACGAAGGAGUUCCAGUACUAUUGGUUCAUGAAGCUGAUGGAAACGAAAGGGCUCGAAUCAGCCAACAAGUUCACCGACGUGCUGCGCCAGGUACCGACGGCUGUGGCGGCUGCCAAUGCGAUCAAGCCGACAGCUACAUCGUUAUCGCUAUCACAGCAACAACAGCAGCAGCAGCAGCACGGAAUGCCGAAAUCGGUCGGACCGUUAUCAUCGCAAGCCGAUCUCUUCUUGGACAAUAUUCUCAACCCCAAUCUGAAGGAUCCGCUGCUGCUCGGUGUCACUGGAAGUGGCGGUGGUGGCGGUGGUGGUGGUGGGUCGGCCAACAUCGGUGUGGGAGGAGGAGGAAUGCACUCGAAUGUGCUGGUGAAUGGAUUGCACAGUGCAUCGUCAGUCAAUGCGGCGGUUCAUCAGCCAGGUCCUGGCGGUGGAAAAGCCAUGCUUGAGCCGACAGAACUAUUCGCAAACCUCUCGACGACCCUGGUGGCCCCCGAAAUUCCCUCCCUCAUCGGACCGUCGCAGACGAGUCAACAGCAGCAAUCGGUACCGCUGUACCGUCGCCAGGCGGGACAAAACUAUCUACCGGGCAACGCCGGUGGCGGUGGUGGUGGUGGAAGUACUAGCAGUGCAAGUGCUACCGCUACGACCUCCUCCUCGUCGAAUGCCCACUCGAUCAACUCGUCCACGCCGGAUCUGCUUGACUCGGUUCAUCUGCAUCCACAGCAGCAACAGCAGCAGCAUCAGCAACAGCAGCAAUCUCACGCCCAGCACUACGGACUACAGCCGUCGCUCGUGGAGUUGCUGGAGCCUAAAAUGUCACAGCAAAACUAUCUCUUCGGCUCCGGUCUGGCCGGUGGUGCAGGCUCUACGAACGGUGGCAAUCAGUAUGGCGGGAAUCCUUUGCUCGAUCAGCAGCAACAACAACAACAGCAGCAGCAGAAUGGAGUAUUCCAGGGUAACGCUGGAUACAGCUCGAUACAAAAUAUCGCUGCUGGAUUACUGCAGCAGCAACAACAGCAGCAGCAACAAUUACAACAACAGCACGAUUUGGGUGGUCGGAGUUAUAUGCAGCAUCUUACAGCUCAGCAGCAACAGCAGCAGUCGGGUGGCAUGGGACAGUCGUCGCUACAUGAUGAUCAUUUACUAUCCCAGCGUGGUUCAACCGGUGGAGGAGGUGGUGGUCCUUCGGGAAUGCCGCCCGUCUCCUCUUCGGCCCACGCAACGUACGCCAGUGUACUGAGUCAAGGACAACAAGCUGGUGGAGGAGGGGGGAUGGGGUUAGGCAACCACCAGCAUCAUCUCCAUCAGCAGCAUGGCAGCAACAGUAACCAUCUACCGCAUCCACAACAUGCGCAUCACCAGCACCAACACUUUGCGUCCCAGCAGCAACAUGGCCAACAGCAUGCUGGUAUGGAAAGCCUCAAACAGCAGCUCGGCAAGAUGGAGCUGUCUGACGGCUCGAUGGACGAUGGUGCAGGUGGCGGUGGUGGUGGUGGUGGUGGUAAUGGCAACAGUAACAGCAGUGCGGAUCCAUUCGCACCGUUACGCAACCUUGGCGCGAAGACCAGCGGAGGAUUGUACAACUAUUUUCUUUAAAAGCACAGCUGAAAGAUCGAACUUUGCUUAUCGUUGAGAAGAAUCAACAUUAUGGCGAACCGAUCCCAUCAGAUGUCGUAAAAGCAACUAAAGAAUCACUCGUUUUCGAUCGUUGAAUAAUAGGAAUUUUUAGUUGCCACCGCAAAAACUAGCUCACCCUCCGAUAUGAACUAGAAACAAAAACUGCGUUGCCGUCAGAUCGCUGCAAGUCUGGCCUCUUUUACGCCCUAUUCAAGGACUGCAUUUCUUUCUACUCUAGCAGAAACUGCACCUACCGAUAUGAUAAUGAACAACAAUAGCGAAGAAGAAGAAAACAAAAGAACAUAAAAAGUGUAAAAUGAAACAGAUGAAAAGGUGAAAAGAAAAAAAAGGUAAAAUUUUAAAUCAUGCCCGCGGGAGCAAGGUCGGUGUGUGAAGCAUAAAUAAUUAUUUGCAACAGCGCGAACCCAACAAAAAACAGAAACGUAGAAAACCGAAAAUGGGUAUAAUACAUGGUAGUAGUACUAACAACAAUGAAACGAUUAAGUUAAAACGUAAAAAAAGGUUAAACGAAGCAAAACUAGUUUAAACAAAAACAAAAGAAAAAAAAAAGGAAAAACUAUUACAAAAAACGCAAAAAAGUUAUGUCUACUUAUGAUUUGUAAUGUUAAAAGCAAAGGAAAACAAAGGAAAACAAAGGAAAAUUGAAAAAAAAAAAUUACACACAUACACACACAUACACAAACACGGCACCUGUGUGACACAGAUGGACAAAAU